GUUUUCUCGCGAAAGUAUCUUUCUCAACAGUCAGUCAAAAUGCUUCUCAAGACGGUUUCUUCUUCUUCCUCUUCAGCUCUCUCGCUCGUGAGUUUCCACGGCGGAAUCAAGGACGUUUCUCCUUUGUUAUCAUCCGUCUCGUCUCCAAUCGAUUCCUCCUCGAAGGGAAAGCUCUCAGUCUCUGUUCGCGCGUCUAAAAUCUCAACCGCCGACGCGCUAAGCGGCGUCGUUUUCCAGCCGUUCGAGGAGGUGAAGAAGGAGCUCGACCUCGUCCCGACGAGCUCGGAUCUCUCGCUCGCUCGUCAAAAGUACUCCGACGAGUGCGAAGCUGCUAUUAACGAGCAGAUCAAUGUGGAAUACAAUCUCUCGUAUGUGUAUCACGCCAUGUAUGCUUACUUCGAUAGGGAUAACGUCGCGCUCAAAGGUCUUGCCAAGUUCUUCAAGGAAUCGAGUGUGGAAGAAAGAGAGCAUGCUGAGAAGUUGAUGGAGUAUCAGAACAAACGUGGUGGGAAGGUUAAGUUACAGUCCAUUGUAGUGCCUCUCUCGGAGUUUGAACACGUUGAUAAAGGAGAUGCUCUUUAUGGGAUGGAGCUGGCUCUGUCACUGGAAAAACUGGUUAAUGAGAAGCUCUUAAACCUCCACAGUGUUGCUUCAAAGAACGGAGAUGUCCACUUGGCAGAUUUUAUUGAGAGCGAGUUUCUGACCGAGCAGGUGGAAGCAAUCAAGAAAAUUUCAGAGUAUGUAGCCCAACUACGAAGAGUUGGCAAAGGACACGGGACGUGGCAUUUCAAUCAGAUGCUUUUGGAACAGUAAAAUCUACUUCGAGGGACUUAUGGUCGUGUUUACUCUUGUGGUAUUCAGUCUAUGAAGCUCACUAGCAAUGUAUCAACCAGUUUGUGUGUUAGUUCUGCAGCUUUUGUGAUGUAGACUUUUUAUUUUGUAAGAGCCGAAGAGAGAUGUCUUUGAAUUCAGUUUUAUGAAUGAGUUCUUCCAACCUACCA
Messenger RNA from Raphanus sativus (radish), 1001 nucleotides. RefSeq names its product ferritin-4, chloroplastic. The transcript has 8 exons. The record is from RefSeq and is a predicted model, not a curated record. Gene Ontology annotation, molecular function: ferric iron binding; ferrous iron binding. Gene Ontology annotation, biological process: iron ion transport; intracellular iron ion homeostasis. Gene Ontology annotation, cellular component: cytoplasm. NCBI's taxonomy places the organism in Eukaryota, Viridiplantae, Streptophyta, Magnoliopsida, Brassicales, Brassicaceae. Bases 40 to 813 code for a protein of 257 amino acids.